AUGUUGCGGAUAAAGGGUUUUGGGGAUUUAAGGAUUGGAUGGGGCGAGAGUAAGAGAUCGGCAAACGAGCAAACGGAUUACCUGGUGGUAAACAAUCAGCGUCGCCCGUGGACACCCGCAACGACGAAGGAGUUCCGAUUAAAAGUUACUCUUAAGUAUUUGACGGACGCGGGCCUGCAGGCGAGGAACAAGGUGAUACAAUAUUAUUAUUUUCGUUUCGCUCGCAUUAUGUUUCGGCGUGUCUCAGAUGACAUUGGCUACGUGGUCUACUCGGCGUUAGGCAGUUUCUACAUACCGUCCUGCAUCAUGGUCUUUGUGUACAUCCGAAUAUACUUCGCGGCGAAGGCGCGCGCGAGGAGAGGGAUCAGGAAGAACCCUAGACCACGACCUAACGAGCAGCAGACCAGUUUUAGUAAUCCCCCAAAGGGCACGCGGCCGAUGCCCUCCACACACCCCAUGCCUCCGGGACAUCUUAGCAAUAACAAUGGCGAAAGCCAGAUAUCAACAAUAGAAACGCCACAAGUGCAAAUACCUACAGUUACCUGUGAACUCGCGUCCGAUAUAUCGACGAGCGAGGCUGGAGACACCUUACCUCCACCGCCGGACGAACGAAAAGAUACGCUUAAGGUCGUCACAUCAGCACAAGUACAAAAAAAUCCACUGGCCUCCUGUCCAUUGAGGAGUUCAACACUCUCAGUGAACGGGGAGCUCCAGCUGCAGCAGGCGAGGGGUAGAGCACCCAGCGUCGCGAUAGAUGCUGACAUGGUCUCCGAAAUGGAACCCUCAUCAUCAGACUCUGGUGUAGUCAGCCGCUGCGGAGGCGUGAAGCCUCUAAAACUCAGAAUCUUCAAAAAGACAGACAGAAGACAAGAAAAAUCUCAACCAAGUAAAUCUGAAUUAGAACCAGCAUUACCAAAGCCACACAAACCUAGAGAUCCAGAGAGAGAAAAGAAACGAUUAGCGAGAAAAAAAGAGAAGAGAGCUACUUUAAUUCUAGGUUUAAUUAUGGGCAGCUUCAUAGCUUGCUGGCUGCCAUUCUUCUUCUUGUAUAUACUUAAAGCAGCUUGCAGAAACUGUGUGAUACCUUCGAGCGCAUUCGCGAUAGCCUUCUGGCUGGGAUACAUGAACUCGGUACUAAAUCCUGUGAUCUACACCAUCUUCAACAAGGAUUUUAGAAGAGCGUUUAGAAGAAUACUGUUUAAGUGA
Messenger RNA from Spodoptera exigua (beet armyworm), 1206 nucleotides. The record is from the annotation of a GenBank genome assembly. Lineage: Eukaryota; Metazoa; Arthropoda; Insecta; Lepidoptera; Noctuidae.